UUCUGAGACCCAGAAGCGCAGUCGCGCGCCUCUCCGUGUCGGCAGUUUAGCGCCACUAGAAGGAGUAUCUGUGCGCGCGCACUUGAUCCGCACAGCGCCGGGCUGCAAGCCGCGUCUCCACACGGGAAAGCGGAGUCAAUGGACGGCGGACGGGUGUGCACAGUAGGAGCUCUCCUGCGCUCGGGCCCGAGGAAGCGCUCGGAAUAAUGGGGAACAGCUCGCCGAAGCCGUUGCUCGAUGCAAACUUACAACACCGGCCGGUGGCCAGCAGACAGUAUUAUACAUUGCCUAGCAGCAGCACUGAGCGGCGAGCUUCAGCCCCUCCGGUCAACAUCAGCAUUGAGUCACCCCGCUUCCACCCCCAAGCCAAGGGGAAGAACAUCCGGCUAGACUCGCAGCUGCGCAGGGCCACACGCAAGAGCAGCUUUUGCAAUGGCAUCACGUUCAGCCAGCGUCCCUUGCGGCUUUACGAGCAGGUGCGCUUGCGUCUGUCGGCUGUGCACAGCGGCUGGAGUGGAGCGUUGCGCUUCGGCUUCACCAGCAUGGACCCAGGUGACCUCGCCGCUUCAGACAUCCCCAAGUACGCCUGCCCUGACCUAGUGACGCGGCCAGGGUACUGGGCCAAGGCCCUUCCCGAGAGGCUGGCCCUCAGGGACAACGUAUUGGCUUUCUGGGCCGACCGACACGGUCGGGUGUUCUACAGCAUCAACGAUGGCGAGCCAGUCCUCUUCCACUGUGGGCUAAGUGUCGGCUGUCCCCUCUGGGCCAUCAUUGACAUCUAUGGAAUCACACAGGAAGUGACCCUACUUGAGAGCACCUUUGCUGAAAGCAUGACCUCCAGCCGUCUGAGUACCGCUCGAAUCAGCGCCUACCUACCACAGAGUAACCAUGACUCGGCCAACUACAGUAACAACCAGCUGGAGACCAACCAGGCAGCCGCUGCCAAGAUUGCCACCCUGCAGCUCAGCAGCUACAAUCAGCUGAUCCCAUGUUGCUCCUCCACCUCCUCAUCCUCUUCCUCCACUGCGUCCCAUCGAGCCAUGCGGUACCUUCCAUCCCCGCUGGACUCUGACUUGCACUUCCACCCCAUACGUGGCUCUGACAUCAUCCUCUCAGCUGACCGCUCAGCAGCCUGUAUCCACUUCCUGGACAGCAGCCGGACUCUGGUGUUCAGCGACAGGCCAUUGCACAUGGGUGAGACGCUGUUUGUGGAGGUCGGCCAUCUGGGCUUGCCAUACUUUGGGGCACUUAUGUUCGGUGUGACCUCUUGUGAUCCAAGCACCUUGCGGGCCAGUGAGCUGCCUGCUGAUCCUGAAGCACUCCUUGAUCGCAAAGAGUACUGGGUGGUGUACCGUGGUAUUCCCACACCCAGCUCGGGGGAUGUGCUGAGCUUCACAUUGUUAGCCAGCGGCGAGGUCCACCAUGGCAUCAAUGGAGUGGCUCGUGGACGGCUUCUCUGCGUGGACUCGUCACAGGUCCUGUGGGCUUUUUUCACUCUACAUGGGGCUGUGAAUCGUCUCCGAAUCCUUGGGACCGUGCAGUCCAGCCCAAUGUCGACGUCCCCCUCUGGCUCACCAGGUGGAACUCCAGACGACAGUGACUCAGAUCUAGCGUUCAGUGUAAAUCGGUCCUCCUCCGCUUCAGAAUCCUCUCUAGUUACGGCCCCCAGCUCGCCCCUAAGCCCCCCUCUCUCGCCAGCGUUGUUGCCAUCAGAGCUUCCGCUGAGCAGCAAGAAUGGCGAGUGCACAGUCUGCUUCGACCAGGAGGUGGACACGGUCAUUUACACCUGUGGACACAUGUGUCUUUGCAAUGACUGUGGCCUGAAACUGAAGAAACAGAUUAAUGCAUGCUGCCCCAUCUGCCGGAGGCCUAUCAAGGACGUCAUUAAAACAUACCGGCCGUAAGGGGGUGGCGGAGUGCUCAGUGCUUUCUUGGCACACCAGUGCUAGAUUACACCAUCCAAGGCCCUUUUUUCAGCUUAACACACCCCCGUCCCAAUGUAUGGACCUGUAUCGCUCAGCUGGUCACCUUCUCUCACUCAAUGUUACCUGUCUGUGUCAUAACCCUGUUGAACGCUUAAAACACCAAAAUGGAACAGGAGGGAUGGUGGCUUUUACUCACCCAUCUUCUCUCCAUCUAGGAUUAGAGACCUGCUAGUGCCUUUGACUGUGAUCAACCACGUCUGUAUUGACCUAAGAGAUAAAGACAUGACAAUCACUUAUAUUUUUACAAGAAAAUCUCCAAAGGUAUUGGUCAUCAUUACCCCAAUAAUGCACCGUAGCAUUGCAAGAAUUUAUUUUUAACCUAAUAAGAAUAAUCCAGUGCAAAUUCAGAAUGAGCCUGGGUGUAUGAAAGGGAAUUUGAAAGUGAAAGUGAAAAUGCAUAAAUGUGAAUAGGAAAUGCACUAAGGAAAAACUGUGUGGCAACAUCCUGCUUGUAGGAAAUUUGUUUUAGUUGUGGUAAUGUCGAAGGCAAAGCUUAUGUGUGUUAACUGGCUUUAUGCUGCCAAAAUCAUCGUUAGUAUGUGAAAUGUAUAUAAGAAAAAUACAUAUCUUUCUUUUCAUUCAGCAUUUUUUUCAGUUCCUGCAUUUGGGGAAGAACUGAAACAACCAUGUACACUGUAGUCUCGAUGUAAUGCAGGACUGAUUAUAACAUCAUCAAGUGUGGGACCCUGUUAGCUGUUCCUGCACAUAAUAAUAAAUGGAUAAAUGCAGUAUAAUGUGGACUCGCUUAAAACAUGCUCAAAUAUCUCAGACCCUAGGUGUUAUUUCAUGUCUGUGGUGAAUUCCUAGGUACAGCACAAUACAUCUUCAAAAACACACAGACACUUGUCAUGGAAAUUUUUUGACAAAAAAUUUUGUUCAAAAAUUUAAAAUGUCCUGUCAUUCUUGUAGUUAAUAUGGAAAGACAAAAUACAAGCAUCCCUCGAUUCACGGAAUUAAUCCGGUUUUCGAAAAAAAGGCAGAUAUCAAAAUUUCAGACCCUGAAAGCCGAUUUCCCAUUAUUUUAAAUGAGGAAAAUAAUAAUAAUGUGUUCCCCACCAGGGGGCAUGGUGGC
This is a messenger RNA of Scleropages formosus (Asian bonytongue), 3057 nucleotides long. It is a transcript of the gene neurl1b, whose product is annotated as neuralized E3 ubiquitin protein ligase 1B. Gene Ontology annotation, biological process: ubiquitin-dependent endocytosis. Gene Ontology annotation, cellular component: early endosome. Bases 207 to 1904 code for a protein of 565 amino acids. The record is from RefSeq and is a predicted model, not a curated record. Gene Ontology annotation, molecular function: ubiquitin protein ligase activity. NCBI's taxonomy places the organism in Eukaryota, Metazoa, Chordata, Actinopteri, Osteoglossiformes, Osteoglossidae. The transcript has 5 exons.